Glycine soja is the source of this 2962-nucleotide messenger RNA. RefSeq names its product G-type lectin S-receptor-like serine/threonine-protein kinase At4g27290. Gene Ontology annotation, biological process: recognition of pollen; protein phosphorylation. NCBI's taxonomy places the organism in Eukaryota, Viridiplantae, Streptophyta, Magnoliopsida, Fabales, Fabaceae. Bases 122 to 2515 code for a protein of 797 amino acids. The transcript is spliced from 8 exons. The record is from RefSeq and is a predicted model, not a curated record. Gene Ontology annotation, molecular function: ATP binding; protein serine/threonine kinase activity.
GCAACCCACAUGAACAUGUUCUUCUCCUUCAAGAUACUCACAAGAUUCAGAGCUACCAUUAAAUCUCCAUAAAUAUAUAUUCAACUUCUAUCACCAGUAUGCAGCAAUAGCUCCAAAGUAAAUGGCUCUAUUUCUUGCUAUGUUAGUUUUUUCAAACCCACUAGUGUUCUUCUCUCAAAUUUCCUAUGCAACUGAUACCAUUACUCAGUCCCAGCCACUUCUUGAUGGCAGCACCUUGGUCUCCAAGGAAGGAACCUUUGAGUUGGGUUUCUUUACUCCCGGUAAUUCCCCAAACCACUAUGUCGGAAUAUGGUUCAAAAACAUCCCCAUGAGAACAGUUGUUUGGGUUGCCAACCGCGACAACCCUGCAAAAGAUAAAUCCAACAUGUUGUCUCUAAGCAAAGAUGGAAACCUCAUACUCCUCGGCAAGAAUCGGUCUCUUAUUUGGUCGACAAAUGCAACAAUAGCAGUUUCGAAUCCGGUUGUGCAACUUUUAGACAACGGAAAUUUGGUAAUAAGAGAGGAAAAGGACGACAACAUGGACAAUGAAGAGAAUUUUGUGUGGCAGAGCUUUGACUAUCCUUGUGAUACACAAUUACAAGGAAUGAAGUUGGGGUGGAACCUUAAAACCGGCCUCAAUCGGUAUCUUACAGCUUGGAAAAAUUGGGAAGAUCCAUCUUCGGGAGAUUUUACUUCAGGGUUGAAGCUUGGAACCAAUCCUGAAUUGGUUAUAUCGAAAGGCUCGAAUGAAUACUAUAGGAGUGGCCCUUGGAAUGGAAUUUUUUCUAGUGGAGUGUUUGGAUUUAGUCCUAACCCACUUUUCGAAUAUAAAUAUGUCCAAAAUGAAGAUGAAGUGUACGUGAGGUACACCCUCAAGAAUAGUUCUGUGAUUUCGAUAAUUGUUUUGAACCAAACUCUUUUUCUUCGCCAACGCAUUACAUGGAUUCCUCACACUAGAACUUGGAGUGUGUACCAAUCUCUACCACAAGACAGUUGUGAUGUUUAUAAUGUUUGUGGAGCGUAUGGGAAUUGCAUGAUUAAUGCCUCCCCUGUGUGCCAAUGCUUGGAGGGAUUUAAGCCAAAAUCACCCCAAGGUUGGAAUCAAAUGGAUUGGACAAAAGGGUGUGUGCGUAGUGAACCAUGGAGUUGUGGAGUAAAAAACAAAGAUGGUUUUCGUCUAAUUGCUGGGAUGAAAAUGCCAGAUACUACACAUUCUUGGAUCAAUAGAAGUAUGACACUUGAAGAUUGCAAGGCCAAAUGCUUGAAAAAUUGUUCCUGCACGGCUUUUGCAAACAUGGACACCGGUGGUGGAGGUAGUGGUUGCUCCAUUUGGUUUGGUGAUCUUGUUGAUUUGAGAAUUUCUGAAAGUGGGCAAGAUCUAUAUGUUCGAAUGGCCAUUUCAGGCACGGGUAAAGACAAUGUGAAUGCAGAUGCUAAACAUAAGCAUCUAAAAAAGGUAGUCUUGGUGGUCGCAAUCACAGUUUCUUUAGUCCUUCUGAUGUUAUUGGCAUUUUCCUACAUUUACAUGACCAAAACAAAGUAUAAAGAAAAUGGAACAUGGACAGAGGAGAAAGAUGAUGGUGGGCAAGAAAAUCUGGAGCUUCCUUUCUUUGAUCUUGCUACAAUAAUUAAUGCCACCAAUAACUUCUCAAUUGAUAACAAGCUUGGUGAAGGUGGCUUUGGGCCGGUAUAUAAGGGUACAAUGUUAGACGGACACGAGAUUGCAGUCAAAAGGCUUUCUAAGAGUUCUGGGCAAGGAUUGAAAGAAUUUAAGAAUGAAGUUAUAUUGUGUGCCAAACUUCAGCAUCGAAAUCUUGUUAAGGUUCUUGGUUGCUGCAGCGAAGGAGAGGAAAAAAUGUUACUCUAUGAAUACAUGCCCAACAGAAGUCUCGAUUCAUUUAUUUUUGAUCCAGCUCAAAGUAAACUUUUAGAUUGGCCUACGCGCUUUAACAUCUUGUGUGCAAUUGCUCGGGGACUUCUGUAUCUUCAUCAAGAUUCUAGAUUAAGAAUCAUACACAGAGAUUUGAAGGCAAGUAAUAUUUUACUAGACAAUAAUAUGAACCCAAAAAUUUCAGAUUUUGGCUUGGCUAAAAUGUGUGGAGGUGAUCAAGUUGAAGGGAAUACAAACAGAAUUGUCGGAACAUACGGUUAUAUGGCACCUGAAUAUGCUAUUGAUGGAUUAUUCUCUAUAAAAUCAGAUGUAUUUAGCUUUGGCGUAUUGUUGUUAGAAAUUAUAAGUGGAAAGAAAAACAGAACAGUAACAUAUGAAGAGCACAGUGACAAUCUUAUUGGACAUGCAUGGAGAUUGUGGAAAGAGGGCAUUCCAGAACAAUUGAUUGAUGCUAGUCUUGUGGACUCAUGUAAUAUAUCUGAACUUGUACGUUGCAUUCAAGUUGGUCUUUUAUGUCUGCAACACCAUCCUGAAGAUAGGCCAAACAUGACAACUGUGGUUGUAAUGUUGAGCAGUGAAAAUAGUUUAUCUCAACCUAAGGAUGAAAUGAUGGAGGAACAUUGAGUUCAUGGAGGAAGAGAAAGAGACGAUUCUACAAGUACCAGUGGAAGAAGUGGUGGAGGAUAAUGAAGCAUGGUUGGCUGGAAGGAUUCUAACUCAAGAAUCUUUCAAUAGUAAAGCUUUCAUGACAAUUAUGGCCCAAAUCUAGAAGGUGAAGAAGGGGAUCGAGAUUCGGGAGGUGGGGAAAAUCCUAUUCAUGUUUCCUUUUUUGUCGAUAUGGUGGAUAGGGAGGAGGUUUUGAGCAGAAGCCCAUGGAAUUUCAAUCGGGGGAUCAUUGUGCUUCAAGAGAUGGAAAGAGAUCAAAAACCUAGAGAGGUAGAUCUCAAUGACAACCUCUUUUGGGUUAGGAUCUAUGAGUUGUCCAUGAGCUCACAACAGAGGUGAUGUUGGGGAGUAAUUUGAAAAUGACAUACAUUUCAGGUAUGAAAAACUUAAUGAAGCCAAAUAAAA